AUUAUUACGAGAGUCUCUCGUUUCGUCGACGCUCUCGUUCGUUUCCAUUUCAGACGUCGGGAAAGCGUCGGACGAUAUUCGACGAUAAAUACUACCGGAAUUAAAUACGAUUUCGGAUAACGAACCGGCCUCGCGAUAAGGACGACUAGAAAGCGAGCAUCCUUAUUUAUUAGACAUCGACGGCGGAUUCCUCACAUUCGAGAUUCCGUGAAAACGAGAGAAAACGGCCGACACCGGAAAAGAACAGACGCUGGCAAUGAAAACGAUACGGAUCAGCGACGCAUUUUCGUUUUUUACUUUGCUCAUGCAGGUAGUACACGUACGCGGUAAACCGAGGACGAUUUCGCGAAGAGUUUACGAUUCAUAAAGAGGCUCUCGCCUCGACCCACGGGACCUCGUGGAAAACAAAUUACAUAAACAAUUCGCGUUCGUUUAUCGUCGCUGUUCAACCAUUUUUACAAACUCGUUUCUCUCUUAUAAAACAACGAAUGGAGAUUCGAGAUCGAAGUCGGGCACGUGUCGCAUCCGCUCUCGGAACGAGUUUCGAACGAUGUUUAUCAUCGCUUCUCGCCCAGAUCGGUGGAAAGGCGAUUUCGAAAGCGGACGCUCGACGUAAAUCGUCUAAAAAGUCUCGCCUCUACUAAAAUUCUGGUGCAUUAUCUAACGUGACCUGAUUUGCGCAACGAUCAUCGAAUUGACUAUUACGGCUGGCAAUUACGAUUCUCGCCAGUCGAUUCGAUUCCUUCUCUGAUCGUGCUCCCCCCAUCGAACCCCGAUCUCGGCGACCGAGGCCAGUGCUCGGAUCUGUCAUUUGCCUGAUCGCCGCUGUCGGACGAUCAACGAGUACCAAGCGGAUUUCGCGGAAGCGGCGAUAAGUGGAAAAAAAUCGCCGAAGACAAACGGGAAGAGUGGCCAAGAGGCAAGGUCUACCUCCUACCUCUUCGACCGACCGACCGACCGACAACGUGUUCGCGUGCUGGCCAGGUUUACCGGCAUUGCCACUGGCCUUGCUCAGUGUUGUUUACUCGCGCGGAGUGCUCGCCACACUCGCUCCGUUCCGUUUCUCCCGUCGGCGGACUCUCGAUCUCGCAAAGAGAAAUUUGCAGAAGCAAAAGGAAGGAAGGUAGGACGGAGACAAAAAAGGGGAUGAACGAAUCGACAUGGAGAAAUCGUGGUACAGCGUCGGCCUUGUCCGUUUGAUUCUGUUUGGCCUAGCGAUGUCUCCCUGCUGGGGAACGCGAACCACUCCGAUGCACAAGGUGCAGUUCACACAGAAGGGAUACAUUCAGUUUCUGCGAUGGGAGUUGCCGGUACCGGAGAUCACCGAGUUCACCUUCUGCCUCUGGUUGCAGUCCGACGACCUGACUCACCCUCACUCGAUGUUCUCCUAUUCGAAGGACGAGAAGGAGCGAUUGGUGCGCGCGUGGAUCGCGCCGCGAGGACGGAGCGUCCAUCUAGAGAUCGGGGGAAUGCGGGUGUUUGAGACGGUCACCGAGAUUCGCGAGAAUCGCUGGUACCACUUCUGCGUCAGCUGGGAAAACGAGACUGGACGCUACGGUCUGUGGAUCAACGGUCGCGUGUGGGCGCACGGAUCCUCCGUCGAGACAAUCGGACACGCGAUACCGAAGGGAGGAGACAUCGUGGUGGGACAGGAGUACACCGACUUCGACAAAGGCCUCGAGGACGGGAUCGAGGGUGCGGUGUUCGGUUUCAACUUGCUACUGGCCUCCGCGUUUGAACCCCUGCAUGAUUUCGGCCCACCUUUCUGGGGUCACACCGUCGCAAAGAUUCCGACGAAACGCGACGUCGAAUAUGGGACGAGAAUUUUUCCGAUUUCCAAAGAGGCUCGAGAGCGUCGCUACGCCGACCACGCCGUGUCCCUACCCCUGUUCUUGAUAACGAGCCGGCAAAAGGCAGAUCCUUGGCGUAACGACGUAAGAAACGAAUGGACCGAGUUUGAGAAACGACCCCUGGGGCUGCAAUUAGUGAAACUGUCGUACGUGCGUUGCGAGAUCGGAAGGGGCAGCCCGUUCAUCGGCGGAUCUUUGAUGCUGAUCUCCUGGACCAGGACGCCCGUUCGCGUGUUCGGCGGAGCUCUGUUGAAGAACGUGGGCAACGAGUGCGGAAUGUUUCCAGCGACGCCCGAGGGCCUCUGAUCGAAUUCGCGACUCGCGAAAACGCAAACGGAUUCGAAAAUGGAAUGGACGCGAGGCUCACGUUCCUUUUACGAACGCCUGCCGGACGAAAUCGGUGAACCAGCCGGGCGACGGGACGUUGAGCAACCAUUAGAUAAUUGUAUCAACCGGGCGAUUAGUCGAAGAAAGGCAUUGUGUCCUGGGGGUCCGAUAAAAAUGUGGCGCAGUGCCGCGACGACGACGUGACGUGUAACGGCUUGCCGCAAUCUCGGAAAAAACUCGAGGGGAGAACAAACGUUGCGGUGGGUCGUUACAAAACCGAGGACAGAUCGACGUCGAGGCGAGGUAAAAAAAAAGGUCGGUCGAGCGCCCUUUUACGCGCGACGAGGAAGCAUGGAGAGCACGUCGCCGAUUUCGUCGGCAGAAUCGACCCGUCGUUUCAUACGAUUUACUCCCGGAACGUUCGACCGCACUAGUUUCGCCUUUAGCGUAGAACUCGACACACAAUGCGUUACAAGUCGCCGUGGCGCACCGGUUCGACCUGUUUCGCAAUUAUUCUCACGGGUUACGCGCGAACGAGCUAUUACGUUCCGUUCUACCUCCGCGAACCCAUAUAGGGCGAACCUUUUUUUCAUCACGCCGCGUUCGUCCCUCGGCCGGACGCAGACGUAACAAUGAAUCACUGUUACGAACGACCGCACUAAUUAAGAUAAUUCUGUAACGAUCGCGAUACGUCUAAGAAUAAAUGAGUAAGAGAAUCGAA
Ceratina calcarata is the source of this 2898-nucleotide messenger RNA. Its product is annotated as adhesion G-protein coupled receptor D2. Lineage: Eukaryota; Metazoa; Arthropoda; Insecta; Hymenoptera; Apidae. Bases 1161 to 2156 code for a protein of 331 amino acids. The record is from RefSeq and is a predicted model, not a curated record. The transcript is spliced from 4 exons.